Messenger RNA from Porites lobata, 6768 nucleotides. The record is from the annotation of a GenBank genome assembly. Lineage: Eukaryota; Metazoa; Cnidaria; Anthozoa; Scleractinia; Poritidae.
GAUAUCUUUAGAGGGGGAAUUGUCUUCUCUCUCUGUUUUGCUUCGACAAAAACCUUAUGGUUUUCUUAUUUUCGAACGAAAGGGCACGUGAUUCGCAUAUAAUUUACAGUCUUGGAUUCCUACGGCUCUUUAAAUGAACGAAGAUCACGUUUGACGGCUUCAGUUCUCGGCUCAGAUCCUGCCAGACCCGAGAAGACUGACUACUCAAUCGAUCCGCCAAGAUUUAGACGGGUAUGUAAGUUGGUUUACAACUGGAGCUUUUGUUAUUAUGAUACGUUAAACACUAUUUAAGCAACCUGCUUAUUUUGUUGGCAGACUGUUUGAACUAGCCGAUAUCACAAUCCAGACAUUAAACCUCGACUUCUCUCGAUUCUUUCGUGAUCUCUCCUCUCCAAAUAGUCAGGAUCGAGUUUCUUUUGGCAGCUGAUCGCAUGACGCCUUUUCUCCAGUCCAAUUCACGCCAACUUAAAUAUUUAAUUACAUCAUGGCGAGUUUUAACAACUUUGUUUACACUUUGCAAAGUUACACAAUGUUCAAUUACUCUUGUCAUCGAGAAUGGUUUGAACAAUGUUUUCGAUCAACAUAAAUAUAACAUUCUUAUACAAAGCUGUUAGCACGCCGCUGUCGAGUUUACAAAUAACUUCUGAACAUGAGUAAUUGGCUAAGUUACUUACACACUUGUAUUCAGUUUUGGCCGGAUCUUUCACAUAAACAUUUCUUGAUUUUCAACUUCGUGAAAUACGGGUUUGAUUGUAAUGGACCGUUUAAUGUAUCCAGUAUUCUAAUAACAAUGAAAUCAAUUGAGUCAUCCUCGCGAAUAUAUUUCUUCAAACAGCAUGAAGUUGCUUAGACAAAGAAAUUCGUAUAAGGUUUGCCCUCUGUCGUAGUCAGUUAACAAAAGGACACAGUUUACUUUCAGUAAAAAUGGCUGAGUCGUUUGAAAUAAUAAACAACUCCAGGAUUAAUCGGCUCCUGACAAGUCAUAUAAAAAACCAGACAGCUUUCAGUUCAAAUGAACGGUCUUAUUGAGAAAACACAAAAGCUAUUGAAAUCAACAUUCAAUUAAACUAAAAGAUAUUCACAUGCAGAUUCUUUUGUUCCUUUUUUAAAAAAAUUCUAUACUAGCCACUUUUGUUCCACCUGACGAAUCACUACAGAGAAUAAAAAGGCGCCUUUUACCUCUUUUUGAAAUAAAUUAAGGGAAAACCCCGACUCUACCGCUACCGGAUGAUAAAAUCAAAGGACUGUUGUCUCCAUAAAAAGAAAAUUAGCUUGCAGUGUUUGUAACUGACAAUAGCUCCCAAAAAUUUGACAUUUCGCUUGUUUAUUGACUGAAAGUGCAAUAUUAGGCAAUAUAUUCAAUCACGUGGAAAGAAGGUCCAUAGUAAAUCUUAAACAACAACAUCCGGCUUACGGAGUCGAUUUUACUUCGACACAAAAACACUUCACUGAUUAACUAAUCUUACGGCCUGUUUACAUGGAGGUGGGGGACCCCAGGUAGGUGAGGUAACCCGUUUUGGUGGGUAACCCGCCUGUCCACAUAUUCUCUCAUUUUAAUUUGAUCACGUUUACAUGAUAGGUGGGGUGACCCGCCGCAUGUUACCUCACCUAUCUGGGGUUCCCCACCUCCAUGUAAACAGCCCCUUAGGACCAAUAAUCAAUUUUCUUGUUAUUUGUGUUAAAAUUUAAUUGAAAAGUAUAAAGACUUAGAGUAAAGAAAACCUCAUUUUUUGAUGAGAUCCAACCCCCUUUGAUACCGCCGAGAGGAUACGGUGCUGCUGGAUACCGUCAAUUUUUUCUUAGUGCGUUGGUAACAGGCCGCUAGGUUCAACUGUAUACUUCAUAUAACUGUUUAACUGUUUAUUAAUUGUGGCAAAUUUUACAGAAAGCAAUAUCCACUGUCCGCAAUAAGCAGAUUAGCUAGUCGAGGCGAGCAGUGGUUACACGUGUGUGAUAUACAUACAGCUACAUCACAAGAGAGACUAGAGAAAAAAAAGUAAAAAAUGUUAAAUAAAUAAACAAAUAAAUAAAAAUUCAAUUCAAUUUAAACAAUCAUGUACAUUGCAAAUAUAAGAAGCCGAGUUUUCAGGCAGAGUACAGACUUGUACACAACCUGCUAGAAUGACUAUUUGAAAUAUAUUUAUUAUACAAACUGUAGAAAGAAAAAGACCUUGUCGAAGCUCACAACUGCGUGCUACGUUUAUGGUUUUACCCUGAAAAACAUUGUACUUGUUUCGACAGUAGGGCGAAAAAACAAUACCUCAUUGAUUUUAUGAUGUUUUUUGUGACUGCAAACAUUCAGUGACAUCAGAAUUUUGUCUCCUAAAACGCGUACAGAGUUACUUGUUUCAGGGUUUAAAAGAAACUUGAAUCAUUUAUAGGAACAAAUCUGGUCACACUAGAGGACGACUGGGGGCGCCAUGGAUGACAAACACCGAGAAAUCUUGCGACGAAACUGGUCCACACUCAGAAGGGAUCUGGAGCCAGUGAAGUUGUUACCUCAGUUGGUGAACGUCUUAGACGUCACAGAUGAGCAAGAAAUUAAAGUGAGAGCUACUCGAGAAGAUGCGAGUGAUAAGCUGUUAGAAAUUCUACCCAGGAGAGGGCCAAAGGCGUUUGAAGACUUUGUAAAAGCAUUGCAGGAAGUCCAGCCACAUUUAGCUUCUCCGUUAGUUCAGCAAUCAGGUAAACACAUUUUCUGUUAGACGUUGUUCUGUCCUAAUUAUAGGGGUUUACUGAUAAUAAAAGAAGGGAAAAUCAACGUUAAAAAAGGAUCCAGGUUGUUAUACUUGAUUCAAAAACGACUAUUACAUUUAUCUUCCUCUACGAGGCUUCAUAGACCUUUUACUGAUGGUGUGCAAACUGUACAGGGACCCUUGAGAGAUUAUUUUUGGACAGGAACUGAUCCCCCUGCGAUUCAAGAAGGAAUUUAUCAUGGACCCCGUUCCAUUUAAUAAAAGCUCAUGAACAACCAUGACGCUUGAUUUCAUACUACCGGUAGCUGGUAAUGUAACGAAGCCGUACCCUUACAGAUCCUCUCCCGUAUUGGUUUUAUUGUGUUCAGAGGAAGGUAAAUGAACGAAAAUGUUAUUAAAAAAGUUCGUCACCAGUCAGAGCUUUUCGAACCUGACGAGAUUCAUAUUACAUGAAAGAUGGCAAUGAUAUGUUGCCUCAUUUUGGUGGUGAGGCUGCAAAAUCACCCCGUACAUAGGCAGGGCAGGUAAAUAAACCUGGUCAUUGUUGGUUUAUUGGAGACCGCGUCCAUAGUUAUUUAUCGCAGAGGCCUUUAUUAUGUUGCGUGAUAUUUUUUUUUACUUCUUUCUAAAGAAAUGGAGGAGAUCAAGACAGAAUUGAACCGCGCCAGAACACGUAGCGCGAGGUUGAGGGAAGAAGUUAAAAUAACGAGGACGGAAUUAGAAAAAGAACGACAAAAUCACAAGAAAACGCUAAAGGAAUGCGAGGAACUAAAAAGUAUGAAUAAAAUGUUAAUGACAAAAGGAGAAGACGAUAAGAAAUUCAUGGAGAGCAGUCUUCAACAACUGAAGACAACAAUUGAAGAACUGGAAAAACAGGUAUUGGCUGAAAGAAGUGAAAAAGAAGUUUAUGUCGAGGAGACGGAGCGCUUACGGGGUUUGUGUGACCAGCUAGACGAAGCAAGGUCUCGAACGGAGAAAGAGUUGCGCAAACUCAAGGAAACACUGGAUGAGAAAACAAAAGAACACAAAGAGAUGGUCCGAAAGUUGUCAGACUACAACAACAAUAUUUUAAACGAAACAUUUCUUCACGAUGAUCUUCACUCAAUUUCUCGCCAACGAGAAAUUGUCCUUUCUGAUCAAUCUCCAAUGAGGGUCCUCACUCCCCUUUGUCUUACUGAGAAUGCAGUCUUGGAAAAGAACAGUAAAUUUUUGAAAAAUGGCGCAGACCUAGCGGUUGAGCUAGAAGAGACAAGAAAGGAUCUGGCUAGAGUGGUGAAAGAGAACGAAGGAACAAAACGAAGAUGCGAGGAAUUAGAGAAACAACUCGAGGAAACUCUUGCUAGUAUGGAAACACAUCGCAGUGCGAGCGUCCAUGACAGGGCCACUUCUCCUGGAGAGAUAGUGCAAUUUGAAUUUGAAGGUGAGUUUAGCACAGGGGGGAGAAAUGUUUCUUAAUAGAAGGAGAUGACUCAAUCAUAACUGAAAAUGAAAGAAACAACGAAUGAAAAAACACACACACACGAAAUUGAAGGGACGAAACCUCCCUACCAGUCCCUGUAUGGCGUUUUCUCCGGUCUUCUAGGCCAAUGCGAUUCGGUCGCCUAGCCGUUACGAACGGCAGGACCAAUGUGACCCGAAAUGCAUGCCAUGAGCCGCGCACCGCGCAAAUAAUGAGGUCUAUGGACUUGGCAAAAACCUUUCAAGAUUAAUGCAAGGGAGGGUCAGUGUGACGCGCUUAAGCAGGUUUUAUAUGUAGAGGAAAAUGCGCGAAAUUGCGGUGGCCGAAUGUUUUUUCUUUGGUUUAUUUGCGAAAAAUCAGUCCACUUUUCUAUGCUUUUCAUUUGAGGCUAUCAUAUUAGAAAUCAUAUUCACCACAAAAAAGCAAAUAACAGUGCUAGAACACCAACCAGUUCCAAGACCAUUGUGAAAAUGUUAAAUCAAAAGUUAAGGAGCGUGGGUUCUGAAACUGUCAAUGGUGUUAGCAUAAAAAACGAUGUUAUAAGUUGUUAUUUCUUUGCAGAUGGGCUGAACUGCUCGCGUUGUGACGAACGUGAGGAAGAAUGUAACUUGCUGCGAACUGAAAAAGACCUAAUCAAAGCAAAAAAAGAGAAGUUGGAGGAGGAAAAUAAGCAAAUAAACAGCCACAUCAAAAUAUUGGGGGACGAACAUAUGCGAGAAAGGCAAACAUUUCAAAAGGAAUUGCAAAGCAUGAAGGAAGAACAUGAAACUUUAUCACGAGACUUUGAGAAAGAACUGCAAAAAAUGCUUUGUGGAGUAAAAGAACAGCAGUUACAGGAAAUGAAAAAUCUACAAGUGCAGAACGAAGAACUAAAAGAACAAAUAAAUAAACACAAAUCUGAAGUUCAUAAAAUAAAGACGGAACUGAGUAGGGAAAAAUCACAAGUCGAGAAACACCAAGAAGAUUUCCUUAAAGUAAAGAAAAAUUUGUCUCGUGAAAAAAAGAAGGUAAAAGAAGUGAAAGAAGAACUGUUGGUUGAAAACAAGGCAAAAAAAGACGCAUUAAAGGAAGUGGAAAAAUUGAUGAGGGAACUAAGCAAUCAGGAAACGGACAAACGUGAAGAUAUUACGCGACUUCGCGAGGCCGCAAACGUGGAACGCGCCAGGUGCGACACUUUGAAAGAAGAAAUUCAAAGGUUGCGGAGUAUGCCAGGCCGUAAGUUUGCAGUUCUGUUAAUAGAUUUGUUCGGCUAGGAUAGGUUUGAUUAACCGCCGCUGAUCGGGAAAGGAGCCCGCGCGCCUCCCUUCUCUUCUUGGUGCGGAAUCAAACCGGAGCCGAAAGAGCGCGGCGGAAAUUGAGCCCAAGGUCGUCUCAGAACGCAAAUUAGGGCGCAUUGUAUUCCACCACAAUUAGACGUCCCAUUUUGACUCCAAAUUAGCACUUGUCAGGUAGCCUAGGUAUGAAGAGCAAGCAAACUUUUGAGGGCGCUCUUGUUUGUUUCAACUUUUGCUCUGUCUACUUGCGAUUCAAAAAAGCACUUCUGUGAGAAGGCCAGACGAAGGUAAGACGACGCAAGUUCGAGAUUUUGUGUGUACUGUCUUUUGCUCCCUUGGUGGAUCAUAUGCCCCCACCCCCCAAGAGAAACAAAAUAUUGUUAUGGUGAGUUUUGUAGAAAAUAGACAAUAUAAUUAUGCCAUGGGAUGAUUUUUGAAUCCCAUCUGGACAAGGAUUCAUGUGAACAUUUGAUGCACCAUUUGAUCCGUGUGACCUUGGAUCCGCAUUAAAUCUAGUCUGCUACACAACCGUUUUUAGUGUUGUCACGCAACGUUCCUCGUAGUAGACUACAUUAAAUCCCGGUUAUCCCUAAAGGAUGAAUGUAAUCUGACCCAUUGCAGGAACAGACCUCGGUUAAUGCUCCUUAUUUUAUCUAUGUUAACUUCGAAAACAUUGGCUAAUGCAGAUCCUUUUUUCCUUUUCAAUUAACACAGGCGUUUUAAACUACAGAAAAGAUUUCGACAGACACGGUGUUCUCUAUGCCCUGGGAACAAACUUUGGUACAACUCCAUGGGUGAACCCCGGUGGUACCAGCGCCUCUCCUACAAGAAUAAUCGCCACGCGCUCCUCUGAUCAUGAUGAGCACAGUGACGCAAUUGAUCUGCUUGAAAAUCGCAGAGGAAGCUUAAGUGGAACAAAGGACGAAGACAAAUCAUGGUGGUGUGUGGACUUAACGGAAAAAUACGCUUUAUAUCUCACCCACUACUCCCUGAGACAUGGGAGAGACAAUGGAAUGUCAAUCGUUCGUAACUGGCGCCUAGAAGGGUCGCUUGAUGGACGUAUUUGGAAGACACUGAAAAAGCAUGACAAUGAUCGCGGGCUCAAGGAUCCUUUCCCUUACUACACAGCCACAUGGCCAGUCGACGGAGAACUGGGGGCCUUUCGGUAUUUUAGGAUUUUUCAGACGGGCAAGAAUUCCUCAGGGAGAUUUAGUAUUUUUCUUUCCGGUAUUGAAUUGUAUGGAAUACUCAUAGACGUAGGCGGUUAACGCGUUAACAACUGUUACGGUAGCCAGAGAAAACAGCACUGGAUUUCCCGCAAAAUUACGUCUGAGGAACG